Molecule: messenger RNA, 1782 nt
Organism: Danaus chrysippus (African queen)
Lineage: Eukaryota; Metazoa; Arthropoda; Insecta; Lepidoptera; Nymphalidae
Source: the annotation of a GenBank genome assembly
AUGGAGGAAAAACAACUUUACGGGGCAUUAACAGUAUAUCGAGAAAGAGGCGCAUAUCUAAGACGCUUGGAACAAUUUGAGAAAGCGAAAGCCUCUUACGAUGAAGCCUUUAGGAAUGCUCCAGAUGAUGUUCGUAUGCUCACGGGUAGGAGUCAAGUAUGUGCGGAUGCCGUCCAACCAGUUCAAGCUUAUUCCGACGCAGAACUUGCUCUUAAACUUGCUCCCGGAAACAUGAACGCUCGAAAUAUGCAAGCACGAGCUAUGUAUACAAUGUCUGAUUUCGAAAGAUCGGUAGUAAUGAACUAUCGAGGUGCCAGACAUCGGCGGCAACCACCAUACUUUAUAGAAGGUAUAAAUCAAGGUGUAGAAACCAUUCAAGACUGCAUAGGUGUUAACGCUGGCAAUGUAAUGAUUGAAUUUUUGCCAUUAAUAAAGCAAACAGAAGCGGCGAGGGUUGACGAGGAUGGACCUCAAAAACCUUUACACGUAUCUAGAAUACCGCGGCCAGAAAAGAAAAGGAAGCUCACUCAAAUGGAAGCACGAAAACAUUUAACAUUAGCUCGUGUCUUAGCUAUGAAGUAUUUAGGGCCUAUGGCAUACGAUAAAUUUUUCCUACAACAACUUAUGGAAGAUCCAAGACUAAAAUCUGCUAAUUCAGGUGGAAGUAUAGAAUUAAAGGAAAUAGUUAGGGAAGCUCUAAGAUCAUUAAGUGAAAGGCAAGAUAUGUUGCGUUCCCAACGUCCUUAUUAUACCAUUAAAUUGGCUGAGAAGGCGGAAUCCAAAUAUCAGAACAAGUAUAAAGACGAAGUAUUAAUUAAAGAACGGGAGAUAGGAGCUCGAACAGCAGAGAGACUUCUCAGACAACUUGAAAAAAGUAUGCGUGAGGAGCGUGUAAUGGAUUUGAUUGCACAAGCUGAAAGAAUGCAAUUAUUCUUGGAUGCUAAAACUCCACGUACUCUACCAGAUAAAGAAAUUUAUACGGAUAGAUUGUAUCGAGCGGUUGGAGAAGGAUAUUUGUGUCAACAUCGUUUAUCAUAUACUCUCAGUGAACGUGGUAAUAGAAGACGUAUAGCUUUCCUGAUGGGUUUGCCAGUUGGACGUCCAACUUCAUUUGAUUCUGUAAUGGCUAACUAUCCGUACAAGUUUAUAGAUAUAAAACAAGCCACUGCAAAAGUAAUGGCCUCUCUGGAAAUGUGUGAGAAUUCAACAAUGAAAUGUUGGUUAAUGUAUGAAUUAUCACGGUUGUUAUGUACCCAAAAGAAUUAUGCUCUGGCUAAGUUUUAUGCAAAGCGUUGUCAACGUGAAGCUCAAGAGAUUAGUAAUGUGACUUGGUGGCUUAAUGGAUGUUUUGUUUUAAUGAGCGGUGACAUGCAACAGGGAAAUUCUAAUGAAGUUCGCAUACAAGUUGAAGAAGCUUAUGAGUUUUCAAAGAAGCUACAAGACCCCGAACGUGUUCAAGCAUUCUUAGCUAAAUGUGCUGAAAUGGCCUCUGAGACUGUGACCGCUGAUGAAAGGAAAGCUAUAAUACAACGUGAGAGGCAAAUUAUAAAUGUUAUGGACGAACCACAGAGCGUUGAAACUCAAGUAUUAUUCAAGAGAAUGUCCACAGUACCUCCUGGUAGAAGAUUUUCAGUUCUACCUCGUAAGCCAGAAGCUGGUGAAGCUCGGGCGGAGCGUAAACGCUAUCGCCAAAGAGGAUUAUCUGUUAUCCCAGGCCCAGAACGCUCCCUUCCUAAACCACCGAAAUCUAAAACACUCGGAUUCCAACUAUUUGAUAUUUAG